GAUGCCGUCAUGCAAGCUACGCAAUUGGCGGGGAACGGAAGCGGCCGGGGGUCGUCAAUGCGUUCAUCACAAUGACGAUCUGGCCAGAGCCUUGGAAAGACAAUCGUGAACUUGUGGGCGUGUUUUCGGAAUGUUUAGAUAUUCGUAUCAUGCAUGUAUGCUAGGCGAGCUGCAAUCAUCUGGACCUCCAUGAAAGUGAGAGGAACCUCACAACUUGUUAAUAAAUAAGAGAAGGUUUCCCUCUCGAUACUGGGUGUGUGUAUAUGUGUAAACCAUCCCAUCAUCCAUUUUCUCGAGACAGUCAAGCCAGCACCGUACGCCAUGACUCUGCCCAAGACGUACAAGCGGGCCGCCUUCACGGAGGCCGGCGGGAAUCUUCGCCUCGAGGACGUUCCUUUGCAGCCGCCUGGCAAGAACGAGGUGCUGGUUAAAGUGGAGGCCUGUGGUGUGUGCCAUUCGGACAAACUGCCCCAGAACAAUGCCUUUGGUGUUGGUUUCCCCCUGGUACCGGGACAUGAGGUUAUUGGCCGUGUUGCCGCCGUUGGCGAGGAUGUCGUGGCCUGGAAGGUGGGCGACCGCAUCGGAGCGGGCUGGCAUGGUGGCCACGAUGGCACUUGUGGAUCUUGCAAGAAGGGCCUGUUCCAGAUGUGCGACAACCAAGCUAUCCACGGAGUGACCAAGGACGGCGGGUAUGCGGAAUACGUCAUCGUCCGGUCCGAGUCCGGCGUCCAAGUGCCCGACGACGUCGACGCAGCCAAGUACGCGCCGAUCCUCUGUGCCGGUGUGACCGUGUUCAACGGGAUGCGGCACAUGAACGUCGGCCCCGGCGAGACGGCCGCCGUGCAGGGGCUUGGCGGGCUGGGCCAUCUGGCGAUCCAGUACGCCAAGAAGUUCGGCUACCGCGUCGUUGCUAUCUCGCGCGGCACCGAGAAGGAGGAGUUUGCGCGGAGGCUGGGUGCUCACGAGUACAUCGACACCAACAAGGUCGACGCCGGCCAAGCGCUGAGGGAGCUGGGCGGCGCGGCGCUCGUUGUGACGACCAGCCCUGAUCCGGAGGGGAUAUCGAAGCUGGUCAAGGGGCUGGCGCCGAUGGGGAAGCUGCUCAUUCUGCCGAUCGUGGGGGAUAUCACCUUCGACACUAUCACCAUGGUCAACAGAGGAUUGGCCGUCCACGCGUGGCCAACUGGACACGCAACAGAUAUGGAAGAGACCAUCAAGUUCACACAGCUGCAAGGCGUCGACUGCAUGAUCCAGAAGUUCCCGCUUGCGAAGGCGAACGAGGCCUUUGAUGCGAUGAACAGCGGCAGUGUUCGUUUCAGGGCGGUCAUCACCAUGGAGUAGGAGUUCUCAAGAUGAGAUGGUCGGAGAUCACAAAAACCAACACACUGGAUUAGUACCACAAAAGAACGGAGGGAGGGUUCAUUGGUGGCUAUAGCUGGAUGCGGUCUUUGGGCUAGCACAAGGGUGGAUGAUAGGUUAGUUCAGCGCUAUAGGCAAUCUGAUUGGCCCGGACCGAGGCUGAAGCAGCCUUCCUGAUCAUCUCCGUAGUCUCGAGCUCGCGGAUGACGCUGAAAGCACGGGCUUUGACAGCAAUAUGCAACCAAUCAGAUUACCCGCAGCACUCAGUCAGCCUAUCAUCC
This is a messenger RNA of Chaetomium strumarium, 1640 nucleotides long. RefSeq names its product chaperonin 10-like protein. Lineage: Eukaryota; Fungi; Ascomycota; Sordariomycetes; Sordariales; Chaetomiaceae. The record is from RefSeq and is a predicted model, not a curated record. Gene Ontology annotation, molecular function: zinc ion binding; alcohol dehydrogenase (NAD+) activity. Gene Ontology annotation, cellular component: cytoplasm. The transcript has 7 exons. The coding region runs from base 322 to 1341 and encodes 339 amino acids.